This is a messenger RNA of Physella acuta, 1781 nucleotides long. RefSeq names its product kelch-like protein 18. Lineage: Eukaryota; Metazoa; Mollusca; Gastropoda; Physidae. The record is from RefSeq and is a predicted model, not a curated record. Gene Ontology annotation, molecular function: protein binding.
UUUGUUAUCAAUGGCGGCAAACUAAAAACUAAUGUCACCUGUAUACUUAAUGUAUCUUGUUUUUGAACUUUGUAUAAAGAAGAAUUCUAACAUCCACAGUCGCCAUGUUUAAUCCGAAACAAAAUUCUGUACAUAGCAACCUUGAUUUUGUCGUAGUUACAGAAGUUUACAAGUGUUUGCGAGGCAAUAAGGACAAUUUUACUGACUUUACAGUCAACAUUGGCGACUUCCAGUUCAACUGUCACAAAUUUGUCUUAAGUUCCUGCUCUGGUUUCUUUGAGGCUCUCAUGAGGACAGAUAUGAGAGAAAAAUCUGAAUCAAGUUGUACCAUAGAGGGUAUCUCACCAGAAAUAUUUGGACUCAUACUGGAUUUCAUCUAUGAAGGGAGAAAUGUUCUAAAUGACGAUAAUAUCCUUGCCAUAUGGCAUGCUUCAAACCAACUGCAGAUAACAUUUUUAGUUUUAUUAUGUGAACACUUUGUAAAAGAGAGAGUAAAUUUACAAAACUACUGGGAUAUACUUUUAACUGCUCAGCUGUUGGACUCUUUAGAUGUUAUAAAUAGAGUUAGACUGUUUAUGGUGAAGAAUGUUCAGAAGAUUUUAGAAUCAGACGCCUUCGUUCAACUCUCGUUUGACGAUUUUAAAUACAUUUUAAACCACUGUAGGUACCAGUAUUAUAGAACCGAUUUUUUCGUGCAAUCUGUUUUAAAAUGGACAUGUUCAGAUGACGACUAUCUCACAGAUGAGCCGAAGAAAUGUUCCAGCAUGAUUCACUCGCCAGAGACAGGAACUGAUUCACUAAAAUUAAAAUGUAGAAAGGUGAACUCUACAACUGAUGAACGGGGGGAUUUAACGUCCAGAAGAUCAUACCUUGGUCAAUUACUUGCAUUAAUUUCUCUCCAGAGAACGAGCAACGAGUGCCUAGCCAAACUUAUGAACAAUAAAUUUGUCAUCCAAAAUGUACAAGCCAUGACUAUUGUCAACAAGAUCGCUGCCACACGAUUUGGUCCCACAAAAUUUGGUCCCACAAAAUUUGGUCCCACUAAACUUGGUACCACAAAAUUUGGUGCCACAAAAUCAGAAACGAUUAUUCAACCUUCCACAUCAAUUUCACAUUCAUCAGAAUCAAGCUCCGAGGAUGAAUCCGAUGAAACCCCAGGAAGCACAUCUAUAUCAGAUUACAAUUUUAAUGUAAUCAGAGAUUUGUUUCAGAGCCUCACCAAUAGUCAUGAUCAACCUACGAUCCAACAUUCUAAUCGAUCCAGUGAUUUGUUUUCAGAAAAUUGUCUAAUUUUCGUUUUAAACAUAUGUAUGGUAGUUUGCUUUGCAUGUGCAUUAGUGUUGCUUUAUCUACUCAUUUGUGAAAUUAUGUAACAUGUCUGAACUAUAAACACACCCUCAUCUAAAAACAAUCGAUCUGUUACUACAAGCACAAGGUAAUCACAAGUGCUGCCAUUCAACACAAUUACAUUCAAUACCACCUGUCUCAAUUACGCCAACGUUUUGAUUUAACUACAUUAUCGAUUUUGAUUGUAGCACUGAACGUAUGCAUACGUUGUUUGUAUUUUGUUUAAUUAGAGGUAGGCCGUUGUUCAGUGUAAAUUUUAUCUCGAGGCCAUUUUGAAACACACACAUUUUAACAGUGCCUUUACUUAAGUGGAAACAAAGCAACUUUUGAUUUUAUUUAUUUUAGCUCUUUUAUACAAAUUGUUUCGAUUAAUUUCUUAAAAAAAAACAACAACUAAUUGUGUCGUAUUCUGCUGUACUAGAUUAACAUCAAGU